This is a messenger RNA of Wallemia ichthyophaga EXF-994, 1947 nucleotides long. RefSeq lists its product as uncharacterized. The record is from RefSeq and is a predicted model, not a curated record. The transcript is spliced from 3 exons. Gene Ontology annotation, cellular component: TRAPPII protein complex; trans-Golgi network. NCBI's taxonomy places the organism in Eukaryota, Fungi, Basidiomycota, Wallemiomycetes, Wallemiales, Wallemiaceae. The coding region runs from base 1 to 1947 and encodes 648 amino acids. Gene Ontology annotation, biological process: intra-Golgi vesicle-mediated transport.
AUGAGCUCAAUGACGUCGCUCGAACACGUCUUCACAUCGGCACGUGUCCAUGCCGCUGUAGAUGCCGAGUCAAAGCAUGUAUAUUUCGAUGAACGGCUAGGCGUGGUCGUCAGGUUGUUGUUGGGGGAGGUGGACGAAUGCCGCGUCUGGGAGCUGCUCAGCCAUCUCCAUCUCACCGUCCAUCUCAGCUACGUCGAUAGCCAGCCAGACGACACGGACACGCCACCAAUCUUGGUAUCUUCCGUCCAAUCCACCGCUGCUUGGGGCCUGCAGCGAGAGAACGGAGCGGCGGGUGAGAAGGCCUGCUGGAUCGCAACCUCGGUUGUCCACGUUGACGCUGUGCGCGUGCGCAUGAAUAUCUCCAAUCCACUAGCUGCGCUGACGUGCAAUAUCACUUAUAUGCGCAGCCAUCGAGACGUUGCUGGUGCGCACGCCGACGCUGACGAUAACACCAACACACCCACACGCAAAACCCCCGAUAAAGACAGCGAGUUGCUAGAGAGCUGGGACAGCUGGGACAGUAUCAAUCUGCUGGAGGACAUUGCUCCCGAUAUGCCGCAGAAGCAUCAGAACAUCGAUAUACCUCAAGAUACCCAGGGCACUCAAAACACGCUGCACUCACUCUCACUCUCAGACACUACUUAUAUACCCAUCUCAUCUGCACUCAGUGUCCGAAUGCGCGCUGUCAAUAUACCCUUUCUCCUCGACUCUCACCAGCCUCACUUGGCACUGGGACUGGAAGUGGAGAACUGCACCGCGCGUGCUCUGUUUAUACACGACGCUGGCGUGCGAUUGAAAGAGGCGAGUGUCGAGAAUAACGUGGAGCUGGUGGCGCGGAGGCAUGACUUGAGUGGGGCUGAAGGUAAUGAUAACGGUGAUGGCCAUGCUCAUGGCGAUAGCGCUAUUCCCAUUCAGAUCCUCGCUUCCGAACAAGUCAACCUCAUUUACGUCGUUGUCUUCCAACCGACACAGGAGGUUUCAAACUCUCACCAACCUCACCGCCCUCGCAGUAGUCACCGCUCUCUCGCCAAGCAACGUAAAUUCAACGUGCACAUAUGCAUACGCACAAGCACACGCACACAAAGUUGCUCACCGACGAAUACACUGACUGACCCAGUUUUGGAGAUGAAGUGGAACAGUGUGAUAGAUAUCUCUAAUGCACUGAUAGACAAGAGGCCCUGGGGGAGUAGUGCUUUGAUUAGCUCUGGCAGCGGGAGUGCGCCGCGCCUAGUGCCUCAAGCAGCUCCGGUGGCUGGAAAUAAGAAAUACGCCUUCUCAAGUCUGCAGCGCUCGGCGGAAGAGGCAGCUGCGAAGGAUAGACGAGGGAAUAGUCAUGCUCGCCUCGUACACAGUGAGAGCGAGAGUGAUAGUGAUAGUGACAGUGAGGGUGAGGCUGAGUUGCCAGACAGCACCGCAGCAACCUCGUCGAAAGAAACAGUUCUGCUAAGCGUGUCUGUCCUUAAACCCACACGGUCAGCCAGGGCGGACCAGCGCUCACCGUCGAUAAUGAGUCCAGGAAUACGCACCUCUCUCACCCAUACCCACACCCACGCCAUCAAACCACUCGACAUCUUCCCUGUCGAAGUGUUUCUCUUCAAUAAUAGCACUAUCGCCAGACGCUUCGUUGUCAAUUUUGCAUCGCAUACCCAGUCCCAAAUGGGUCUGCGCAGUCAGCGACUGUCGUUGGAGGAGAGGCUGCUCGGUGAGAAUGAAAAUGAAAAGGAGGCAGAGUCCGGGGCUGCUAGUGAAAGCACACGCGUAGGUGUAGUGCCACUUGAGAACCUCGUUAGAAUUGGCCCUCUUCUUCCGGGCAGCUGCCAGAGCGUUCACGUUAACUUCCUCGCUCUCGCUAAAGGUACCCAUGCUAUAGAUAAAUUAGACCUGUACGACCCAGAUACCGGCUUUAGCUCGCGUCAGAACAACGUCGCAAGUAUCGUCGUUUCGUGA